AUGUUCUUCCUCACACUGCCAGCCUACCUGGACAUCGAGCAACGAUACGGCUCAGGGGUCUUCUUCGGCUUCGUAAACUGGUUACUUUUCGUCAUCUCCAUGUCAAUGAAGCCAACGGCUGCGCAGGAAGCCAAGACGGUCAAGGACGAUGAGCCCUUCUCCUUUGAGGCCUUCUGUUGGGACAAGCAGGUAUCUGACGAGGCCGCGACGGUGACGAUCAUAGCCCUCUCCAUGGUUCCUUUGUGCGUGUUUCUGUUGGCUGGUCUGAAUGCGGCCAUUGCCCGCUGGACGAAGAGGCCGAAAGAGAGCGUUCCUGUUCUGGGUUGGCUGUUCUUCAGGAUUCCGUGGAGGCUGGCGUAUGCUCUAUACUUUUUCGUCUUCAUGUGGGCCUCCCUGGGCAGCUUGUUCAAGCUCAAGUCUGAGAUAUCCAAGCUCAACGAUGGAGGGGAGGCCAAGUCAGAGGAAAGAUGGGGGUUCGGACAGAUCCUAGCCUUGGCGACGUGGCUACCCGUGUUCGAAGAGGCCAUCAUGGUCACGUACAAAAAUGCACGGUACGCCAACCAGCGAAGGAUGAAUGGGCAUUUCGUUGGCGUUGAGAAGCCGGUCGAGGAGGAGAGCGUUUCCCUCGUGGAGCAAACACCCCAAAGCUAUCUCAAAAUAGAAACACCAAACGAAGUAGCCUAG
This is a messenger RNA of Verticillium alfalfae VaMs.102, 684 nucleotides long. RefSeq lists its product with no specific name. The transcript is spliced from 2 exons. The coding region runs from base 1 to 684 and encodes 227 amino acids. NCBI's taxonomy places the organism in Eukaryota, Fungi, Ascomycota, Sordariomycetes, Glomerellales, Plectosphaerellaceae. The record is from RefSeq and is a predicted model, not a curated record.